Messenger RNA from Histoplasma capsulatum G186AR, 381 nucleotides. RefSeq lists its product as uncharacterized. The coding region runs from base 1 to 381 and encodes 126 amino acids. Lineage: Eukaryota; Fungi; Ascomycota; Eurotiomycetes; Onygenales; Ajellomycetaceae. The record is from RefSeq and is a predicted model, not a curated record. The transcript has 4 exons.
AUGUACGAAGAGGAGAGCAGAACAAGUGGAAGAGAUUUCGGUGAGGAAGGUGGAGGAAGGUGGAGGAGAGGAGAGGAGGUUGGCCGGUAUGACAAUUCCUCCGGGGGAUUGAUUGAAAGGAGAAUGGGGGGGAAAAAAAGAAAGAAAGAAAAAAAAAAGAAACUCAGUUUAAAUCCCGCACUCCUCGGGACCAUCGGCACGCCAACCACGGUCAAUGGGGGCUCGUUUUCACAAGAAGAGGUUGGAAAUUUGGGGCAAAGAAAGGCAAAACAACCCUGCGAGGAACGUAAAAAAGAUGUUCCAGAGAGAAUGGGAGAAAAAGAAAAGGUACAACAGAUUGUAUGUAUUGCCUGCUUUGUCAACGCUGUUGAUGCGGAGUAA